Molecule: messenger RNA, 4680 nt
Organism: Talaromyces atroroseus
Lineage: Eukaryota; Fungi; Ascomycota; Eurotiomycetes; Eurotiales; Trichocomaceae
Exons: 10
Coding region: 1-4680 (1559 amino acids)
Molecular function (GO): protein binding
Source: RefSeq, a predicted model, not a curated record
AUGACCGGUGAAUCGCCAGAUCCCUCUACAGCUAAGGACCAGGAAGAACUGGCUUCCAGUAAUGACAGCCAGAAAACCCAUUAUAUCAGCAAUUCCACGUCUGAUACCGAGGAGGUCAGUGUAGGGUCGUCCAAUAUUGACUACGCACCAGAUGGUACUAUCCACAUUUCUCCAGAGGGAAACACAACAUCGAUUCCUCCUCCACACGAAUAUGGGAACACAGAGCCGGAGUCUGGAAACAACUUGCGUCUUUUCAACAAUGUUGAAGAGGGAUCCCAUACUGCUGAACUUGAAGAGGCACCUAGGGUCACUCCGGGUUCAGAAGCCGCUGCAGCUUCUGAUGUUCGUCACCAGGAAGAGGAUCCCGGAUUGGAAAUGGGACGCCCAACCAUCUCCCUGAACGACGACAAACACCACGAUACCAGUGCACUUGACGACAUCUCGGAGUAUACUGCAGGUAGAACCUCUAAAACUGUUCCAGCGAGCUUCAAAGAGAAUGCAAUUGGUAGCAGCGACGAAGCUAGCGGACAGUCACCCUCUGGCGAGAGUUUCCCGGAGGGAAUCCGCAUCUACCACCUUCACGAAGGCCCCGAGGAAAGGACAGUAGUAGAUGUCGUGGCUGUUCACGGUCUCGGAGGCCACGUAGAGCAUACAUGGAAACACCCCGAGAACGAUAUGUGGUUGAGAGACCCAAAGCCAGGUGGCCCUGAAUGGGGAAGAAAUGCCAGGAUCAUGGCAUUUGGAUACCAGACGCAGGGAUCGAGAAUCUUCACUAUUGCAGAGAACUUGCUAAGUGAUCUCUCAGAUAAUAGGAUGCGAGAACGAGUUGAGUAUAGCUCCUUGCGAGAUCCUCCAAGUUCGAGGGCUAAUCUAUAUAAACAGGAGAAGCGCAGAUCCAUCGUCUUUAUCGGACACUGCCUCGGAGGCAUUAUCAUAAAAGCUGCUCUUGCUCACGCCCAUAACCACCGGUCUCAGUUUAAAAACAUCAUUGAAUCUACACGGGCUAUAGUUUUCUUCGCAACGCCACACCAUGGAUCGAGCCGCGAGAACUGGCUUCAUUACAUAGAUUCAUUGGAGGGAGUUAUUAAUAUAGAACGUCGAAUACUCGACGAGCUGUGCACAUGGUCGCAAGAAUUGGUCACGAGGACAGCAGGCUUUAGCAACAUUGCCUCUCGCCUUGAUAUCACGACGUUUUACGCCACAGGAGUUAUCUAUGGAAGGAAUAGAAUACUAAAUUUCCUGCGCAAGGUUGUGCAUGAGGGUUCUGCGCGCCUGGGACUCCUAGAGGAGCGAGUUGCUAGCCUUAAUGCGAGUCACCAGGACAUAUGUCGGUUCAGGCUAACCGACGAUAACUAUCGACGAGUCUCAAAGAGGCUUCAUAAUAUCAUUCGAUCUGUCAAGGCAAACUCAUUGAAGACCAGUCUAGGAUAUAGUCAGCUUAGGGAAGACUGCAUUAACUCGCUAGAAACAUAUAAGUCUCGAGACGUAUAUCACAACCAUGAGGCCCUUGCAGCUACAACGUGGAAAUGGAUCCAGUCCCAGGGGAAUUUCAAGCUGUGGCACCAGCAACCGUCAGGCAUAUUCCUCCUCUCAGGUGAACUUGGAUAUAAUAAAAGCAUUCUCACUGAACGCAUCGCGCCGCGACUAUUGAACGGGAAUAUGCAGGCUAUAGUUUUUGACGCGUGGACGCCAGAUCAACAACAAAACGAGGCAAAGAUUAUCCAAACCUUACUCCGGUCAGCCUUGAAGCGAAGGGAGUCGUUUAUCGAGGACCUCGAAAUCAUAGAAAGAUACCAGGAGCUUAGCAACGGGGCCAAUGAGAGGGUUGAAUGGCCAUGUAAUGUCCUGCGAGAGCUUCUGAAUUCCCUGUUGUUCUAUGAGUGCCGCGAGCCUACCUAUGUUAUUAUCGACGCUCGUCAUGAAGCUGCAGAGCGUUAUGUUUCGGGCAUCGUUGAGUUGCUGCGAAAGGCGACUUCACAGACAAAUCGAUUCAACUUCAAGGUACUCGUCACGUUCCGCCACGACAACCUCAGAUUAUUGUUCCCCAGCGAGACUAAGCACGUUUCAUUGGACUGUGUUGAAGGCCUCGGAAGAACCAUAUUUCAGUGGAUUCUGUUUGCCAAAGAGCCUUUAAGACUAGAUGAAUUACGAGUCGGAGUCAACCUGGGUAGGCGCGAAAGCAAUUCCCCAAUCCUCAGAGACUUUGAGAUCAAGGCCCGCGAAGCCUGUCAUGAGCUCAUCUAUUGUGACGGAGACUUUGUCUACGUUGUCGACCCCCCUUCCACGCGGGACUAUUUGAUAGAGAAGAUCAUAAGCGCAUCGAAUCAGGGUGGGCCAAUGGCGGUCCAAAAGUCUUCUCACUCCGCAAUUGCAAGAAGGUGUCUUGAAUAUCUCACUUCCCAACCGCCAUAUGAUGAUAGAGGCUCCACGGAGCCGUUUGGAAAAUACGCUAUGCAAUACUGGUCAACCCAUACAAAUGAGGCGCCUGACGGCUUGGGAGACUUGGUACGCAAGCUUGCAAUUCACGAGAAUGCGUCGUACUAUUGCUGUGAAUCAAGAAAAGCUCGAGGAAUUCCGAACUCCAAAGAUCUUCGUGUACUGCAUAUCGCAAGUGAACUAGGCCACGAAAUAGUAGUUGAUGAACUAAAGACAAGCAAAGAUCUCAAUAGCAGAGAUGAUUGCGGUCGAACUCCUCUACUGCUGGCCAUCAUGAACGGACACAAGGCAGUCGUGGAGGUGCUCCUGAAGCAACCCGGCAUCGACGUCAAUAAAGAAGACGAUGAGACCUUUACUGCUUUAUCGCUAGCAGCGAAGAACGGACAGGACACUAUUUGCCGCCUUUUACUCGAUAAACGCGCAGAUGCUAACAAGAAGACGAACGGACUCAAGCCAGUGUAUAUUGCCGCCCUGCACGGUCACGAGAAUGUAGUAAGUAUAUUGAUCGGUGCAACGGAAAAUGGACCAGACAAUGGCAUCGACCCGACUUUUCUUCAUCUAGCGGCUAGAGAAGGCAGCAAGAAAGCGGUAGUGAUAUUUCUCAAAGAAUCGCCAAAGGACAUUGAGACUGCAGAUUCAGAAGGACGAACGCCACUCUAUCUUGCAAUGCAAGAAAACCGACCCCAAGUAGCCUCCCUGCUUGCCACCGAACUACACAAAAGAGGAACAGAAAUCAAUGACAUGCGCACUAAAAAGGGACAGACUCUUCUCUCUCUCGCUUUAGAGAAGGGCAGCCCAAGAGCUACAGACCUGCUACUUGCUUUCGGAGCAGAUGCAAAUGGAAGAGACAGCUCGGGAGAUUUUCCAUUGCAUGUGGCUGUUAAGGGCGUGUUUGAUGAUGUGAAGCUGGUGUUGGACUAUGGGGGGUCAGUGAAUCAAACUAAUCGGUCCGGCAAGACGCCGCUCCAUGUAGCUGCAGGAUGUCAGAACAGUGCCGUCGAAAUUAUUGAGUUCCUGAUUGAGAGAAACGCUGAUGUUACUGCGCGAGAUGCCAACGGUGAUACUCCUCUUCACGCUGCUGCUGGCACUGGGGGGAUACAGGUAGUCCAAGUGCUCUUGAAUCAUGGAGGAUAUGCGGUGAAUGCAAGGAACCGAAGCGGCCAAACUCCUCUCCAUAAGGCCGCGUCAGGAAAAUACGCUCAAGUGGUACGCACUCUGAUCAUGUACGGAGCCAAUCUCGAGCUGCAGGACUACCAAGGAAGAACUCCUCUGCAUGCAGCAACAGUAGAGAAGGAGAGUAAUGAGACAAUCAAGAUCCUUCUCCGAGCAGGCGCAAAUAAGGAGGCGAGAGACUAUCAAGACCAAACAGCCAAACAUAUAGCAGAAAAGGGAGACAGUGCCCAGGUUGUUCUCGAACUGAGAGCUGGUAUCCCCCCAAUUCCAGAGAAUGACGAGGAGUGGCACAUGCAAGCUUGUAUCUCCUUACAAAACCCACCUUUUUUCCCCAAGUGGAACGAAGAGGCUCUCAGUCGUUGUGAAGUUGCUGCGCAGAGGGUGAAGGUGGUCAUGCAGGAGUACAAUGUAAACUCAUGUUAUAUUCCAGCACUCUUCAAACUCACGCGGUACAAUAUUGUAAUUCUCUGUGACAAUAGUCGAUCGAUAGAGACAUACGGGAGGCAAAAUCUGCUCGAGACAACCCUCCUCCGAAUAGCUGAGAUUACAGCCGACCUGACUGGGACGGGCGCAUCAGUGCGGUUUUUGAAUGGCCGCAGCGAGUGGAAUGAUCUAAACGUGCAGGAUAUCAAGAAGAAGGUGAAUGAAGGAGGCAUCAUGUAUUUUUCCAACACAAGACUAGGCAGCAGGCUGGAUAAACUGGUUAUCAAGCCAAUGCACUUAAAUCCAAAGUGCCAGAAGCCAAUCAUGACAAUAAUAAUCACAGAUGGAAAGCCUCACGGGGAACCGGAGAGCACUCUUCAACGCAAAAUCCUCGAAUACAAGCGGCACACAAAGGCAGACAGAAAGUCGAUCUUCCUAUUCUCGCAGGUUGGCUCUGAUGCAGCAGGCACUGCGUUCCUUAAAGAGGUUGAAAGAGACAAUGGGAUCAAAGACAUGGUGUUCUGCUCGCAGGAGAAACUAGAUGAGCUGCUGGAACGCGCCAAGGGAGCUGAAAGCGAUGUGGACAAAAGAUAUGCUUCUCUUUUAAUCGAGCUGUUCUCGGCUGCAGUUGCAAACCGCAUAGGGUAG